Messenger RNA from Mustela lutreola (European mink), 5096 nucleotides. RefSeq names its product decapping enzyme, scavenger (gene DCPS). Gene Ontology annotation, biological process: deadenylation-dependent decapping of nuclear-transcribed mRNA. Gene Ontology annotation, molecular function: hydrolase activity; RNA 7-methylguanosine cap binding. The transcript is spliced from 6 exons. The record is from RefSeq and is a predicted model, not a curated record. Gene Ontology annotation, cellular component: P-body; nucleus. Bases 46 to 1065 code for a protein of 339 amino acids. NCBI's taxonomy places the organism in Eukaryota, Metazoa, Chordata, Mammalia, Carnivora, Mustelidae.
GGCAGGGCUGGGCUUGGCGCAGGCGCACAGCUCUGGCCGAGCAACAUGGCGAACCUAGCGCCUCAACCCAGCAAGAGAAAGCGCGAGCCAGUCGCGGAGGAGGCGGAAGCCGCCGGCAUAGAAGAAAAGGGAACCGGAGUUGGGAAUGGUACCUCUGCCCCUGUGCGCUUACCGUUCUCCGGCUUUAGAGUGAAAAAAGUGCUGAGGGAGUCUGCGAGGGACAAAAUCAUUUUUCUCCAUGGGAAGGUGAAUGAGACCUCUGGGGAUGGAGAUGGAGAUGGAGAGGAUGCUGUUGUGAUCCUAGAGAAGACACCGUUUCAGGUAGAGCAGGUGGCCCAGCUCCUGAAGGGCAACCCUGAGCUCCAGUUGCAGUUCUCCAAUGAUAUCUACAGCACUUAUCACCUGUUUCCUCCACGGCAGCUGAGUGACGUGAAGACAACUGUGGUUUACCCCGCCACAGAGAAGCACCUGCAGAAGUACCUGCGCCAGGACCUCCACCUGGUCCGAGAGACGGGAAGCGAUUACAGGAACAUCACCUUACCCCACCUGGAGUCCCAGAGCCUCAGCAUCCAGUGGGUGUACAACAUUCUGGAUAAGAAGGCGGAAACCGACCGGAUUGUUUUUGAGAACCCACAUCCCUCCGAUGGCUUUGUCCUCAUCCCCGAUCUCAGGUGGAACCAACAGCAGCUUGAUGACCUGUACCUGAUCGCCAUUUGCCAUCGCCGCGGCAUCCGAUCGCUUCGGGACCUCACUCCAGAGCACCUGCCGCUGCUCAGGAAUAUCCUCCGGGAGGGCCAGGAGGCCAUCCUGCAGCACUACCAGGUGAAGGGGGACCAGCUCCGCGUGUACCUGCAUUACCUGCCUUCCUACUACCAUCUGCACGUGCACUUCACGGCCCUGGGCUUUGAGGCCCCCGGCACAGGCGUGGAGCGGGCUCAUCUGUUAGCAGACGUGAUCGAGAACCUGGAGUGUGAUCCGGACUUCUACCAGCGGCGCACCCUCACCUUCGCCCUCAGGGCUGAUGACCCACUGCUCAGGCUCUUGCAGGAGGCCCAGACAAGCUGAGUCCAACCCCGGGGCUGCCCGGCAAAGAGCACAGAUGUGUGGGAUUGGGGACAGGGGUGGGAGGGACCUGGGGAAGGGCUCGGGACUUUUAGCACCAAGUGAAUUUUUUUAAAAAAAUGUAUUUUGUACUGGCUUAUUCCUAGGAUGUGAAUAAAGUAUUAGUCUCCUUUGGUGUGGUCUGUUGCCUGGGGAGGCAGGUGGCAGGGGCAGAACAGGAUAGGAAUAUCUGGGACAGGAGCCAAGUCUGGGGUGGUGGCUUCUGCUGACCCUGAUACGUGCCAAGGGCUUUCUCUAAAUUCCAGUAAGCACCAUUCUUGGUGAUUUCCAUGUCCCGGAUCAGGUGGUGCCUCUCCCUAACUUCAGUCCUUCCUACUCUGCUCUCACGUUCCCCUUCCUUCUUUCCAUUUGCUGUAUCUUCUUCAUGGGUUUCGAGGCGCGCGUGUCCAGGAGUUCCCCCAAAAAACCAAAUACAAAAACUCUCUGGAAAUCCUCUAUAGAGUGUUUUUGCCAGGGCUUCCUCUUGCCCUCCCCAGAACAGAGAUCGCAGCCCCGCUGAUAAACUUCUUGUUGACAAGGAUGCAGGACUGCCGCCUGGAAGUGGGAGGGUUUUAAUAGGAAUCAGAUGAUGCAAGCCCAAAAAAACUUGCCUCUGCCUCUGUUAUUUGGUCAGUGAGCCCCUGGCCUUGAGUUUAUUAUCUAGGGUGGAAGACAAAACAAACUCACAGAGAGAGAUGGAAGACCAAACACCAGACAGCCUGUCAAGGGCAAAAUGAUAGGGUUGCGGUGGUGGAUGGAAGCUCCGAGGGGCUCGGCUUCGAGGUGUGACCAGCGACACGGGUCUCUGUCAAAGGAUCUGGAGGCCAGGAAGGGAUCCCAGAGUGAGGCUGGUAGCCUUGGGGAGCCAGCGGGGGCCUAUCUGGGAAGGGUGACGUCAUAGGUACGCAGGUGAGGGCAUGCGGUUGGACACAUAAGGCACUCACUUCAGCACGGGGGAUGUGUGUGUAUCACACCGCAGAGGGGCUGGCGUUAGCAUGUUAGUCCCUCAGCCCUUCUGGAUUGUGCUUCCUCUGGAGGCCUCAGGAUGUUCGGUUCUGCUAAGAGAUAAGAAGGAAGCAUAAGGUGGGGAUGGCCCGUAUUCUGCAAUUCCUGGACUGAGAACCAGGCAACAGUUCAGAGUCAAAGGCUUAUCAAACAUACAUCGCAGGCUAGGCACUGCCCUGGAGACUGCUAAGUGGUGAACAAACAGAAGUGUCUCCCCCUGGAGCUGACAUUCACCCCAUAGCCUUGGACCAGACCCCAGGUGUCCCGAGCCUGUUCCCUUGUGAGAGGACAGGGAUGAGGAUCCGUGAAGCGUCCUGCGUGUAAUCAACAUGUGCUGGUGUUGCUUUCUGGUACGGUUUGAAUUACUGAUCGACUUUGGAGCUAGAUAGUGCUUUAGCUGUUGGGAAACCAAAGCUUCUACCCUGCAGGCUACUGGGGCAGACAGCCAAGCAAACUGUAGGAAUAAAAAGAGGCAGCACCCAGGAAGCUACCCUGAAAACAGGCAUGUGGGAGAGGCUGGUGUACAAGGUCCCCUAGGAAGACCAGUGGAACAUACUUGUGGGAUCACAGUGCUUGGUGGGGUAGCCGACCCCUUGCAUGUCUGGCAGGAUAACCCACGGGGAAUAAGGCAGUGAGGCCGAAGGGACAAGUUACAGGGAGAGGGUUGGCACUGGGGGGCAGCUGCUUUCCUCCCCAGAAGGAGAUGAAGCAGCAAAAUGUCUGGCCAGUUUGACGGGAACCCCUGGCUUGUUUUGUUCGUGUACAAGAACUGUCGCAAAGAUAAUUGAGGGGUGCAGAGGAGUGGAGGGGAUGCUGACCCAAGAGGCCCCUCCUUGCAGACAGAGUGGAGGGAUUCAAUCCCAGGAGCGACCUUUUCUCCUUGAAAGAUUAGGUUCUGCCGGUGGGGCUCUCAGCUGGCUUCACACAACAUGGUACGUGCUUGGAAAAGACUGGCAGGUGGCCAACCCUGACCCCAAAACAGGACCGCUGGGGAACCUCCCAGGGGCCCAGGUUCUCCCAUCUCCCUGGGACUAAGCUGCCUCCCCACACUUGACUCCCCAGCUCGAUCUGUCCCAGGCUCCUCCUUCCUCUCAGGUUUACUCACCCAUCCGUCAAGUUUCUAGCAAACCUCUUGGAUGGACCAGCACUGCAAGGCGGCGCUGGAAACAGGAAGAUCAAGACCCGCCAGCCUGUACACUCCCUGAGUGCACCUCAGUGGGUUGGGGGAACGUUGGAUGAGACAGUAAUAAGAGCUGUUCUAGAGAGGUUCUAAGAGCUUUGCUCCUUUGCCAUGCUGGGUGGUACUCCUCCUUCAGGACAAACUCUGUUUUGGGGGGAAGAGGAUCGCUUCUCCCCUGGCGCCUGAAGCCGGAGUCACUAAGGCCCAGAGAACAGCCCCGCAAGCUGCAGACUGCUCAGGGAGAGAAGACCUCAGGAAUUUGACUUCCUGUCCCCAAAGGCCCCUGCAGUAGCCAGGGUCACUGCCCACUAGAGUGUUUGCUUCUCCUCCAGGAAACGGCUGGUCAGAUGUGUGGUGAGCCAUGAAACUGAUCCUGCUGAGCCCCUAUCUGACAUACACUGAUCUGCCCUCGUCACCACGUGAGACCGUGUCUUCAAGGCAACCCCACCUUACCUGAAUCCUGGCGUCUCUGGCUGCAGCAAGAAACGGGCUGAGUCAAGGGGUCAGUCACUGUCUGAACUCCCUCAUCUGAACUCCCAGAGGCCCUCUUCUAGAAGACCCAAGCUUUCUGACCGCAUGCCACUUCCUGUCAGUUCUAGGGAGUCUGUUCCCAGGGACCACAGGGGUCCAAGUGCACCCCCCCCACCACAGGCACCAUGGUUUGGAGCAGGUCACAGCAACUGGGUCAGCCCCCCACCCCCUGAAGGCUUUCCCCUCAAGUAAAGAAAUUCCAUUCAACCCAGGUCUCCUGCUUCUCAGUCCAGGGGGAUGCAGAGUGAGAAUCAGCCCCUCUCUGUCUUAGCUUUCCUUUUUUUUUUUUUUUUAAUUUUUAAAGAUUUUAAUUUAUUUAUUUUAGAGAGAUGAGAAAGAGAGCGGGAGGGGCAGAGGGACAAUGGGAGAGAAGCCCAAGUACACUCCUCGCUGAGCUCAGAGCCCAACGCGGGGCUUGAUCUCAUGAUCCUGUGAUCAUGAUCUGAGCGCAAACCAAGAGUUGGACGUUCAACUGACCGCACCCCCUCACCCCCCCCCCCCACGCCCUAGCUUUCCUCUUGAUGUCACUUUGCAGAACCACACAUCCUGCUGCCCGGGAAAGCUUCCUGAGUGAGAUCCAGUGUCCCUCGACCCUAUCUUCACCAACUAGCAAACACCAGCCCCCUCUGGCAACAUGACAUGUCCUGUGUGCUGCCACCAAGGCCUUCUGCAUUUGACUCUGUGCCUUCCCUGUGCGUGCCUGUGUCCCUGUUGUGCUGGAACAGUGGGAGAUGUCACCCUUCCCAGAAAAAUCCUGGACGUGUCCACAACUGGCCGUCAGCCCUCCGUACUUGGCCUACUAUCUCCUCGGCGUGGCUGCAGAAGGAAGGAAGCAUGACUGCUAUUGUUCCUUGGCUCCUUUCAUUUUGCCCAAAAGUUUCCUCAUAGAGCAAAAUUGCUGAGUGUCCUGGAUUUGUCCACAUUCCUUCAUGAAAAGGAGAAAAAUAACAUUUCGGAACAAGGACAUGUGAGCUCGACUUUGCAUGUCUCUGUUGAACACAGAGCCCCGGACGGAGAAACAAAUCGAGAAAUAUUUACAUACAAAGUAACAUUUGAAAUUGUUUCUCUUGUAAGGCUUCCAUAUCCAAAAGUUUCGUGUAUCUACUUCUUUCUGAAUAGACUGAUGUAAAUCUUCCUUCUCAGAAAGGACCAAAAUCUUCAUUCCAAGCAUGUAUAUAUGAUCUUAAAAUGUCCUUUUUUAAAGAAGAUGGUUGUCAUUGGUGGUGGUUGUUUUUAAAAUAUCCUCACCCAGCAAAAUAAAUAAAUGUUGGCAACCCUG